Messenger RNA from Trichobilharzia szidati, 3973 nucleotides. NCBI's taxonomy places the organism in Eukaryota, Metazoa, Platyhelminthes, Trematoda, Strigeidida, Schistosomatidae. The record is from the annotation of a GenBank genome assembly.
UAAUGAUAAUAAUAAUUGUAUGCAUCACAAGUAUUCGUAUUACCAGCCUUUACUGCCUGGUGCACAGACAUUUCUAGGCAUUGAACAAGAUGAUUCAUUGGUUGUUGUGUCACCUUAUCAUGAGCUGAAGUCUGUGUAUCAAAUGAAAUGGUCAAGUGCACCAUAUCAAAUUCAUGUUUAUCCACCUUACAUAAUUGGAACUAUGAAUGAUAUGCUUGAAAUCCGUGUACUGUAUCCAAAUAAAAAGAUGAUCCAACAACUGUCAAUACCUCGUGUUACAGCAAUGUGUCAUUCUGGUGGUUGGUUUUAUGCAAGUACAGCUCCAGCCUCAGUCAAUAGAUCGGCUUCUCCUGCUUCUUCUUCAGCUGCUGCUACUACUAAUGAUUCGCGUCAAUCAAAUAAAGAGAGUCCUGCUGGCCGAAGUAAAGCUCACCCUACUACAUAGUAGUAGUAGUGGCAAUGAAAUUUGGCUUAUUCUCUCGGCGAAUCGAUUAAAGUUUAUCCAGGAUUUAGUAAAACAAAAGGAAUAUGAAUUAGCUAUAUGUUUAGCUAGAACAGGAUUAUACGCUGGUCAGAAUGCUGUGGAAACAUUACAAAUAACCAACUUAUACGCUAUACAUUUAUACCAUGAAAUGAAAUUCACUGAAGCUUUGAAUUUAUUCACUGAAUUAUUAAUUAAUCCUAAACAUGUGCUUACUCUAUUCCCUGGUAUUCUGUCUGAACAACAGUUAAAACGACAGCAACAAGAACAAGGACAAAUAGCAGAUUAUCCGUGUGAAAUUUCGAUUAUGAAUUCUGCUCAAAUGACUGAUGCAUUCGAACCACUAAUCACAUAUCUGUUAACAUGGCGACGUCUAUUAAAACAACAAUUGAAUAAAACGCCAUUGAAACAAUCAAAACUAUUGAACAAUAUAACAGAAGCAAAAGAAGAAGGAGGAGAAGGAGAAGAUUCUUCUCAGUUAUCAUUGUCUAGCAGAAGUGGUCAACAACACCAGGCGAAGGCGUAUAAUAAUAAUAAUGUAAUUGAAUUUCAUUGUUAUUCUAUUAAAGAUGUUAGCAAAAUGAUUCUACCAUGUAUAGAAUUGUUAGAAUUAAUUGAUACAAGCCUGUUAAAGUGUUAUCUGUCGACGAAUACAGCUCGUGUUGCACCAUUACUACGUCAAGAAAAUGUAUGUAUGCUUGAAGAAUCAGUGAAAACACUAUUGGAGCAUAAACGUUAUCAAGAAUUAGUUAUGUUGUAUCAGUCACGUGGAUUACAUCGUGAAGCACUGUCUAUACUACAACAGUUCAGUACAGCACGUAUGAAACAUCAUCGUACUGGUGGUGGUGGUGGUGGACUGCUGGUGACAACAACAACAACCACCGAUGCAUCAUCACCAGUAAAUAUGAUUACUUUAGAUGAUAAACUUCAUAAAUCUGGAUUAAUUCAACAACUUGGUCAUCCAAAACGUAUAUUGCAUUAUUUCCUGCAAUACUUGAACGCUAGUCAUAUUGACUUGUUAAUCGAUUAUACAAAAUGGCUUAUGCUGCAUUAUCCAACUAGUUGGAUGCGUAUUUUAUCAAAUUGGGAAGCGAAAUUAACAGCUAAAUAUCAAAGUCAGUUUUCAAGCAAUACAGCAUCGUCAUCAUCAUCAUCAAUUGAUGCAGUUAAACGAGAUGAAUUUAUAGCCUUCUGUUCAAAUUAUCGUAAUCAAAUCUUACAAUAUAUGGAACAAUAUGCACCGCAUUUGAUUAUUCCCUAUCUAGAAUUGAUUAUAUUCGUGCAUUGGAAUAGCCGACACAGUAGUGGUGAUGAUGACGAGGACGAGGACGAUGAAGAGGAGGUGGAGGCUGAGGAGGAGGAAGUGGAUGACGAAGAUGACGAUGUAGAGGAGGAUGAUGUAGGAGUUGAAGAAGAUGAAAAAAUCGGCAACAAUGACGGUGUUGGUGAUAGUAGCAGAGAUGAUGAUAGUAAUGAAAGGCUGGAACCAGGUGAUAACAGUUGUAUCAUGAACAGUACUGAUGAUAGUAUAGAGAAUAAAAUCAAUAAUGGUGAUGCUGCUGCUGCUGAUGCUGAGGAAUUAUUGCAUAAACAGAAAUCUAAGCCUAUUUCAAUUGUUCAACAAUCUGAACAUCAUGGAUCAGUAGGAAAACACAAUGUAUCGAAAAAAAUUAUUGAACACGCCUCGAAUAAAUCUAGUCCUGCGAAUAAUAUAUUAGGCUGUAGAGUGGCUAGUCUGUCACAGCUGUCAUGUAAUUCUAUGGAUUCAACACAAUCUGGAUAUAUGUCUCCUGGUAAGCGUUCAAGUGUCUUUAAAGAGAUGAUAUCCAGCUCUCUAUGGCCAUUACCUUCUGUGAAAAGGUCUAAACAACGACGUUUAACUACAUCAACAAUGAAUAGUUUAUCAAAAGUGGAUAAUUCUACCGUGAACACGAAUGAUUUGGAUGCUUUACCUUCGAUACCAAAUUAUCCUGCUUAUAUGGAUGUAUGCGAUAUACAUACACGUUAUGCAAUGGCAUUAAUUCGUAGAGCACAAUCAUUACAGCCAGCUAAUAAAUCAUUUGCAUUUAAAGUUAAUGAAGAACAACCUAAAUCGGGUAGUGUAGCACGAUUACGUCUACGCUUAUUACGGUUCCUUAUGCAUCCUGGUACACAGUAUUCUUCAGCUCGAUUAUUAGAUAAAUGUCCGUAUGAUGCGUUUUUUGAAGAACGUGCAUUAUUGUUGGCUAACCUGAAUAAGCAUGAACAGGCACUUUCCUUAUGGGUUCAUGUGUUAGACGAUUGGAAUAGAGCAGUAAAUCAUUGUAUAAAUGUUUAUCAAAGAAGUGAAUUGUCUUCAAUUUGUAAAAAUAAUCAAAACAAUAAUAGCAACAAUAAUGACAAUGAUACAAAGCGUGGUGGUGGUGGCGGCGCUGGUGGUGGUGUUGAUACUGUAAACACAGAUUAUCCUAACAAUUCUCAUUCUUCUUCUCAUCAUGGUGCAAUCAACUCUAGUGAUAAACAUUCAAAUUCAUCAUCUUCAUUAAAUCGUCAUAAUUCUUUAAAUUCCCUCGAUAAUUCAUCGUUAUUAGAUUUAAACAACAAUAACAACCAUAACAACAGUAAUACAAAUCAUGAAACAUUGAACACUGAUAAUCAUCAUCAUCCUUUCUAUGACUAUUGUAAUAAUUCAAAUAUCUUUUUUCUGUUGAUACAAAUAUGUCUUCAACCGACAGAGCCAACAUCUUUAGGCAUUGUUCUACCAUCCUCUGUUAAAUUCACACCAAAACUGAACAAGGCCCUUGAAAUCUUACAUCAAUUCAGUUCAUUUAUUGAUCCUGUCAAAGUGAUCCGCAUAAUGCCUACAGUCACAUUAAACUCUGUAGGAGAUUAUUUGAAGAGUAUGUUUAUCAGUCAAGAAAGUACACUAACUCAAUUAGUAUUUCUUCAAAAUGCUUCCAAAGCUGAAUUAAUUGCUUCGUGUACAGAUCGAAUAAAGUCUACGAGUGAUCAUUUAUCAAUUCUACCGUCAACACGUUGUCGUACAUGUCGACGACGUAUUGGUAAUAGUGCUUUUGUGAAACAACCAAGAAAUGCAAAUCAUAGUGAAUUAGAACAUUACGGAUGUUGUAAAGAUUUAAUUUUUAAAAACACUUAGAAAAAUUAAUGAUUUCCCAAAUUUAAUUAAUGGGAGUACAGAUGAAUUAUUAACAUUAUUAUUAUUUUAAUAUUUCUUCUUACCUAAAAGAACAAACCCUCGUUUAUCUUAUUUCAUCAUUCAGUUUAUACAGACGCGCGCGCUUAUCUACCUGCCUUUCUUUUACGGUUUCUUUCAUUGAUUUUGUGAUAAAAGCAUAAUUAUUUUCGUUUAAUCCUCCCCUCCCCAGGACAUAACUCAGUAUUUGUUUCUAUUGCAUAAUGUGAACCAAGUGAUUUACAAUUGCCUCUGUUUUUUUUUACAUGUUCCUACAUUUUUAAAGUAUAAAAGACAAUAAACCAAGAUGAAAUUAUGCC